AUGGUAAAGUUUCUGCUGCUGGCUUUGGCAUUUGGACUGGCUCAUGCUCAAAUUAAGGUUGCAGGAAAAUGGAGGACAGUUGCCAUCAUCGCUGACAGAGCUGACAAGAUAGCAUUUGGAGCACCUAUGAGACUUUACGUUCGUGAACUUACUUGUAAUGACAAAUGUAGUAAAAUGGGAGUGUCAUUUUAUGUCAAUUCGAAUGGCCAAUGCUCAAAGACCGAAGUCACUGGGUAUAAGCAAGCAGAUGGCACCUACAAAACCCAAUAUGAAGGUGACAACACGUUUCAACCUGUGUAUGUAACAGAAAAGCAUACAGUCUUUACCAGUAGGAAUGUGGAUAGAGCUGGCAGAGAAACAAAGUUGAUUUUUGUUCUUGGAAGAGGUGAGCCUUUGACUGACGAAGAACAUGAAAAAGUUGAGAAAUUUGCUGAGGAACAGAACAUCCCACCAGAAAACUUUCAAAAUGUUCUGGCUGAAGAUACUUGUCCCAAGUAA
Messenger RNA from Peromyscus eremicus (cactus mouse), 498 nucleotides. Its product is annotated as odorant-binding protein-like. The record is from RefSeq and is a predicted model, not a curated record. Gene Ontology annotation, molecular function: odorant binding; small molecule binding. The transcript has 6 exons. Lineage: Eukaryota; Metazoa; Chordata; Mammalia; Rodentia; Cricetidae. Bases 1 to 498 code for a protein of 165 amino acids.